Messenger RNA from Danio rerio (zebrafish), 2124 nucleotides. It is a transcript of the gene hsd17b3, whose product is annotated as hydroxysteroid (17-beta) dehydrogenase 3. Lineage: Eukaryota; Metazoa; Chordata; Actinopteri; Cypriniformes; Danionidae. The record is from RefSeq and is marked provisional. Gene Ontology annotation, biological process: lipid biosynthetic process; testosterone biosynthetic process. Gene Ontology annotation, cellular component: endoplasmic reticulum; membrane. Gene Ontology annotation, molecular function: testosterone dehydrogenase (NADP+) activity; steroid dehydrogenase activity, acting on the CH-OH group of donors, NAD or NADP as acceptor.
CUAAGAUAGCAGGAAGAGUUCGCUUUAAAAUCUUGAGAAAAACCGCCAUGACUCUCACUGAGAUUAUCUUCGUCUUGACUGGGACUUGCGCCAUCCUGGUUUUUGGAGGGAAAAUAGCUAGCCUUAUUAUGAUGCUCAUCACGAAGCUCUUCUGUCCUCUUCCUGAGGCUUUUUUCACCUCUCUGGGGAAAUGGGCAGCUUUCGAAACAAGGGAUGAGUGUGAUCAUCAUCAGCAGAAAUCAAGAGAAGCUUGACAGAGCUGCCAAAAAGAUCGAGCUCAAUACAGGAGGGAAAGUCAAAGUAAUAGCUGCUGACUUCACCAAAGAUGAUAUUUACGGACACAUUACAGAAAACAUCGAGGGAUUGGAUAUUGGCGUGUUAGUGAACAAUGUCGGGAUUCUGCCCAGCCAAAUACCCUGCAAGCUCCUUGAAACAUCUGACUUGGAAGAAAGAAUAUAUGACAUUGUCAACUGCAAUGUAAAGUCCAUGGUUAAGAUGUGCAGAAUUGUACUACCAGGAAUGCAGCAGAGAAGAAGAGGAGUCAUUCUGAAUGUGUCUUCUGGAAUAGCCAAAAUACCAUGUCCCAUUUACACCUUGUAUGCAGCAUCAAAGGUUUUUGUUGAGAGAUUUUCACAAGGUCUUCAAGCUGAAUAUAUAUCCAAGGGUGUUAUUAUUCAGACAGUGGCUCCAUUUGGGGUUUCAACAGCAAUGACAGGACAUCAGAAGCCAGAUAUGGUCACAUUCACGGCUGAGGAGUUUGUGAGAAGCUCGCUGAAGUACCUGAAGACUGGUGACCAAACGUAUGGCAGCAUCACUCAUACUUUACUGGGCAGGAUCGUGCAGUCCAUUCCUACCUGGGUCCUGCAGAGUGAAACAUUUCAGCAUCACUUUCAGGAAUAUGUGAAGAACAGGGACAGAAGAUGAGAGAUGGCAUUCUCAGACUUUAUACUGUAUAUAGUAUUGCACAUUUGAUAUGUGUGUUUCUUUGCACUAAUUAAAACGAAGCUGUGUGUAAAAAAAAAAAACGUAAGACUGGAAAAGAAAAAUGACAGGCCACUGUUUUUCCAUGGUCCUUCAAAAUAUGCUAAAUCAGUGUUGAUAAUGGAAUCAUUAUUAAUGGUAAUCAUAUCAGCAGACUGGAGAUAGAGGAGUAGUACUGACCUUGAUAACAUUAACGGAAGGUCAGUUUCACAAAGGCCAAAUCACAGAGUCAGACAUGUGACCUUGUUGUUGUUUUUAUUAUGUUUUCUUCCAGAUUAGAACGUGUUUAGGCUUAUAUAUUUUCAAACCAUGGUUGCAUUGGAAACAACAUCCAAAAACACAUAUUUGGCGCCACGCAGUGGUUAAAUUUGGUUAAAUCAUCUUUAAAAGCUGAUGAAAUGAAAUGUAAUCAUUUUGUCAUUACACUGUAAAAACAAAAACAAAACAAAAAAAUAAUAAAAAUAAAUAAAUGGGUUCCACACAAUUAAUUUGUGUUGGGGCAAAAUGAAAAAAAAAUUAAGCUAAGUUAUUAUUAUUUUUUUUUUAAUUUUUUUUUAUUUUUUUACAAAUUUAAGUUAAUUGAAUAUGAAACAAUUAAGUAGCCAACCCCUCAAAAAUUGUGUUGUUUAAGUUCAAUUUAAAUAGGUAGUAUGAACAAACAGCAAAGUGAAAGCCAGUAUUUUACUUUCAUGUGAUUAAAUUCUCUGUAGCCACUUGAGGAAAAUGCAAACCCUUUUUGUGUAGUUAAUUAUAUUAUUAAUGUAUACCAACAUAUCAUAAAGGAAAAAAGGAUUUGAAGAAUGACAUUAGAAAAAAGAAAUUCUAAAUCACUUGAAAUUUUCAAUGCUAAAUAAAUUUUAUCUACAUUUAAAUAAAUUGGCACUUUUAAAACACAACAUUAAUUAUAACAUGAUAAAGUUAAAUUCUGGCGAUUCAUUCCGUUGUGGCGACUCCUGAUUAAUAAAGGGACUAAGCCGAAAAGAAAAGGAAUGAAUGAAAGUUAAAUAUUAAUAACAUAAAAGUUUCCACCAAUGGGUGUAAUGUUGAAAUAUUCAGUAUACAUUCUGUUGUUGGCUCAAAUAUAAAGACUUUAAUUUUUCUAGUCUUUGAAGUCACAGAAUUAAAUGACUUAUUGAUUCAAAA